Molecule: messenger RNA, 1494 nt
Organism: Talaromyces atroroseus
Lineage: Eukaryota; Fungi; Ascomycota; Eurotiomycetes; Eurotiales; Trichocomaceae
Exons: 2
Coding region: 1-1494 (497 amino acids)
Biological process (GO): transmembrane transport
Molecular function (GO): transmembrane transporter activity
Source: RefSeq, a predicted model, not a curated record
AUGAUUUCAAUUCUUCAAUACCGACGCCUGAGGAGGGAUCUGGAGAAAAACAUACAAAUCUAUGGACCGGAAGAAGUUGUUAACGGUAAAUCAGCACCAGAGAAUGACUCAACGAAGCGAGACAGCGCUCUGCACAAUGGAAUGCCGAAGACAAGCCUAGUAAAGAUGCGCAAUGGGCAGACAGCAUUCAUACCCGGCGUUGAGGUGGUGUGUUCUAACUCUCUUCCUGAAGCUGGGGAAUCCGGUGAGAUUUUCCUCGUUGGCUUUGAUGGCACGAACGAUGAGCUCAACCCGAAAAACUGGAAAUUACUUUACAAAUGGAAAACACUGGGAAUUGUUGGUAUGACCGGCUUUCUCGUCAGCUGGGCUUCAUCAAUAGAUUCGGCGGUAAUGAAGCAGGCUGAAGCCGAGUUCGCAGUGAGUGAGAUAACGGAGUCGUUAGCCACCGGGCUCUACCUCAUUGCCUUUGCCUUUGGAUCGUUAGUUGCUGCGCCAUUCUCUGAAACGGUUGGCCGAAAUCCCGUCUAUAUUGUGACUCUUUCCAUGUUAAUGAUCUUUUUGAUGGCCUCGGGGCUGUCUCCCAAUAUUGGGAGCCAGCUGGCUUUUCGUUUUCUUGCUGGGCUGUUUGGAUGCACUCCCCUCACAACCUUUGGUGGGAGCAUGUCCGAUAUCUUUGACCUACUGGAUCGCACAUAUGCUUUCCCCGUGUGCUGCUCAUUGUCUUUUCUCGGUCCAUUCUUAGCCCCAAUGGUGGGCGCUUUCAUUGGCCAAAGUACUGCCAUCAGCUGGCGAUGGUCGGAGUGGACUUCUCUUAUUCUGGCUGGUUUGAUUACAGGCGCAAUCUUUCUUUUCGUGCCGGAGACAUAUGCACCUAUUCUGCUUAAAUGGAAAGCAUCCCAUCUUCGUUCUAUUACUGGCGAUCCUCGAUUCAAGGCAGAAAUUGAACUCCGCACAGCGUCACUUGCGACAAGGCUAGCACGCAACUGCUACCGCCCUUUUCAACUCUUUUUCGGCGAACUUAUGGUUGCGCUUUUUACAAUGUACCUUGUUGUAGUAUACAUUGUGCUCUUUGGCUUUCUGACUGGAUACGAUUUCAUCUAUGGGAAAACUUACGGAUUUUCACAAGGCUCAGUUGGCCUUGCUUUUAUCGGAAUGAAUGUUGGCUUCUUGAUUGCGUUUGCCAUUAUCCCUCACGUGUACUUCAAAUACAAAAGGGCUCUUGUAAGGGCUGCCGAAACCGAGAAAGGCCUCCCUGAACCAGAAGAAAGACUAUGGUAUGCCAUGUAUGGUGCACCGUGGCUUCCAAUUUCACUCUUUUGGAUGGGCUGGACCAGCUAUCCAUCGAUUUCUUAUUGGUCGAGCCUUGUCUCAUCGGUAGCAUUCGGCUUUGCCGUGCAAGGCGUAUUCAUUUCCAGCUAUCAAUAUCUUAUUGAUACCUACGAGCAGUACGCCGCUAGUGCCUUGGUAUGGGGCUAUCUUUCGCAGGCGAAGUAG